CAUGAAUUUUCCUGGUUUGCUAAGCGUUCAUAUUAAAGGAGAAACGUGCAGUUUCUCACGCUGGUGAAUUGUAAACACAGGACCAUGUUUUGUAAAUAUUGGCAAUGUUAUGAAUACUUUCUCCAAGACAAGGGGAGGUUGAAUGACAGCCUCCUGGACCAAUGUGACAGGAGAGGUGGCGAUACCCUUCUCCAAUCCAUGGUCACCUUGCCACAGGUAUAUAAUGGAAAAAUAAACUAAGGGCAGGUCUUCUGCCCUGCUGCUCUUGUUGCACCCAGAUCUGUGUCCCCAGUCUGUGUUCCUGGUUGGGCCUCCACGGUGAUAACUGGCGCCUAUACGUGGUCAAGUUGCAAGCUAGUGAGGAAAGAAAAAAGAAGAAGAAAAAAAAAAAAUCUGCCUUCUACAGCUGCAAAAAGAAGAAACCCACGAUGUUCUCAGAGGAACGAUUGAUGAUGGAACUGCUCCACUCCUUUUUGUUGUCCUGUGACGCUGACUUGACCAGGAAACACGUGAGAGAACUGCUUAGCUGGGGAAAGAAACUUGGAAUUUUUUAUACUGCUGAAAAGGCACUUUAUAUUGGCCCAUGGAGAACCCUGGGAAAAAGCCUUUUCUCUGCCGUCCUUGACGGAAACUCUAAGGCAGGCACUCUUUUACGGGCAUGGACAACAGUCUUCCCACUUCUAAAAGAGGCUGGAGAAGACUUUGAAGUUGAUUCUGGGUUUUCGACAGGAAGCAGCACUGGCUCCCCUGUGAGCUCCGUCGCUUCUGACGAGGAUUGCUCUGAUGCAGGGUUAGAGCCGAUGCAGGAGACCGCCACCCCCAUGUCGGGGGUUGGGCGCGCCCAGCGGGGUUUUUGGAAGGGCGGGGAAGCUUUUUUCGGUCCGCUCUCCGCGCGGUUGCCCGGGCGGGGAGCUGGGGUGCCGAGGGGGCGGAGCGCUCGGCAUCGGGUCCCACGCCGAGCGCGGGGGAUCGCCCGCGCCGCCCCGGGCCGCCGUGCCGCGGCGACCCCCCCGCUGCCCGCCACCGCUGCGGGGUCCGCCCUGCAGCUGCCGCGCGGAGCCGCGCCGCCUCGGGCCCCCUGCGGGGAGCCGGGGGGGCCGCCGUGCGCCGCCUCCCCGGCCCGCCCCGCCCCGCCGCGACCUGCUCCGCGCAGGAUUCGGCAGGCGAGCCCGGCGGGGACGGCCCCUCCUUGCCCCGUCCCCCCGCCGCGCCAAAUGCUGUGCGCGGGGUCGCCGCCGCCGGCGGUCUGUGCGGUGCCCGCAGCGGAGCCGCCGCCGCCGCCCGCCGCGCCGCGCCCCGCCCCACGCGUCCGGUGCUGGUCCGGCGCCGCGGGGGGAGGGCUGGGCGCAACGCUGCCCGCUGCUGCGGGGCCACCCGCGAUGGACAGCCCCCCCGCGCCGCCGCGCGGCCCCGCCGCAUGCCCCCUCCGUUCAGAGGGGACGGGGCCGAGCGCUGGAGCCGCAGAGCUGCUGCCGGCUCUGGACCCGGCCACCGACCCAUCGGCUGGCCGGGCAGGAGCUGAAGGCUGUGGCCGGUCGGCCACGCCUCCCUGCCCAGCGCGACAAUCGCCCCCCUGCUCAGAGAGGAGUCUGAGCGAGUCACUGUCCCCCGCCCACCCCCCCUACGGGGCCGGGUCGGCUGUGGGAGAUGAUAACGGGGCAAAAGCGUUGUCUGAUGUGCACGCUUUCCCUGUCGUGAAAUCGGAUGAGGCUUUUAGUUCUGCAUCCCAGGUGAACCAGGCUGCUGACCUAAGAGAGCUGCUGCCUGAAGAUGCAGCUUUGCCCGAGCCAGUUCAGGGAGCUGUGGACGUGGUUCCACAGCAUCAUAGCCAUGAUGACCCAUCAUGGGCAGUCCCGUUUCCCUUAUCAAGGGACGUGGCAGAAGAUAAUAUAAGCUUCACUGAGGCAAUUCAAUGGAUCAGUGCAGAAUUUGAGGAUCUGAUCUUUCCUUAUGUAAUAAGAGGUCUUGCAACAAUGAUGCUUGAACCUCAACAGGUUUUUACCUUUGAAAGAAAUUGGAAAUUCCUAGCUGGACAAAUGGCUGUCGAAAAUAGCCACCUGCCUCGAGACGAUCCCUUGUUUGGGGUCGGAGUUGACCUACUUAUGGGGAGGAGUCAAUAUGCUUGCCCUGAUGUGCAAGCUGGCCUUUCUUUCAUGGUUUUAGAUUCGUGCAGAUACAUAGGGAUAUCUGCAUUGAUAAAAACCAAGUUAUCCUUCUCCCCAAAGGAAGACUUCUUAGACAUAGCACAGAAGCCAGAGGAAGCUUUUAAUGAAUUUAUAUCGCGUCUGAUGCAUUUUUUAAAGACGAGAGUCGAGGAUAUAACUUUGACAAUGAUAAUUUUGGAGCAAUUAGCAAGAAGCCAUGCUAAUUUGGCUUGCCAGAGGCUCCUGGAAACCAUUCCGGAGACUUCUAAUAUCCUGGAGAUGGUCCAGACCUGUGCAGUUCUAAACACCUGUGAUUGUAUGGUGAUGACCCCAACGGCUGCUUCACAGCCGGCAGAAAAGAGGCAGAAUGAUGGACAUGAGACACAGGCAGAUAUUCAGCCUAGUGGAGAACAGGAAAAGGAGGCACAGAAAGUGACUCCCUUGUUUUUCUGCGCACAAGGUGUGGGUUCAGACCAUACUGCAGAAACAUGCAAAGCAGUGGGUCAUGCUGAGCCCACGCCAAGCCCGAAAACUCGGAGGCGAAGAAAAAGACGAAGACGUCAGGGGGACGAAACAGUUUCCCAAGCUCUAGAACAAGAGCAAAAUUCUCUGGCUGGUGUACAGCCAUCAUCUCAAGUGUAGGAAGUGUUGAUGUUGCCACAUAGCUACGGUCAGUUUUCUUUGGACCUUGCAGUGGGUUUCUACGUCCACAUCCUAUGUUGCAUGCAUUCUUUGAGAAAAAGUCAAUUGCUCAAUUUGUGUUUUCUAAGUUCUCUAUCCUCAGGUUCUGCGAUCCAUGCUAAGAAGGUGGCCGCUGAAAGUCUGCUGAGCUGCCUCAGGUGCAUUGGACUGAUCCUGAAACCUUGUGCACCCUGUGCCACCCUAGUGCCACCCAUCACAGAAGCCUCUUCGAGAUCUGAUUGACAUGGACACGGACUGGCAUCCUCUCUUUUCCUAUAUGGCCUCCAUAGAGACUUUGGAUCCUGUGGAGCUGCUGGACAAGGACUGACUGAAGCAGUGUGAUGCUGAGAGCCAGCGGACUGUUAAUCAUAGACUCAGAGGAAUUGUUUGCUACGGCUCAGUUUUAUGUAUGGUAGCCAUUGUGACCUCUGUGGGGAAAGGGCACGUUGUUUGGGGGUUGUGGUUUUGGGACAGAACUUUUGGGGUUCAGAAUUUUCAACUGAGUGGUAAAAUUUUUCUUGGAAUGCUCCUGCCUUUUGCACCGUAUAUUCCCUUGUAUCUUAUAAAAAUUUAAAAAUAUGAGGGUGUUGGUUGAAUUAUGUUAGACUAUGCUUGAGAUAUUUUGAGCAGGUUAUUGCAAGGGGUUCAGGGUGAAACCCUGGGUAGCAAAGGCAGAAUCAGACCAACAUGUAGCCCUCACACCGUCACCUAAAUGAAGGUCGGUGAACUUUAUACAGGUUUUUUUUUUCUUUCUUUUUUCCUGUCAUAGAAUUGUUCAUUUUUCUUUUUUUGUUUUCUUUUUAAUAUACUUAAAAGGGUGAGAUGUUGCCAUGAAUUUUCCUGGUUUGCUAAGCGUUCAUAUUAAAGGAGAAACGUGCAGUUUCUCACGCUGGUGAAUUGUAAACACAGGACCAUGUUUUGUAAAUAUUGGCAAUGUUAUGAAUACUUUCUCCAAGACAAGGGGAGGUUGAAUGACAGCCUCCUGGACCAAUGUGACAGGAGAGGUGGCGAUACCCUUCUCCAAUCCAUGGUCACCUUGCCACAGGUAUAUAAUGGAAAAAUAAACUAAGGGCAGGUCUUCUGCCCUGCUGCUCUUGUUGCACCCAGAUCUGUGUCCCCAGUCUGUGUUCCUGGUUGGGCCUCCACGGUGAUAGGGAAAAGAGAAUUUUAAUUACCCUAAGCCGUGUGACAGUUUGCAUUUGAUAGCUUGACUUUUAAUUUCAGUGGUUAGUCACAGAGCACACUGCAUUUGCUCAGCCAUAUGACAUCUUAUUUCUAUUACAAAGAUAAGGAUACAUUCUCUUUUACAAGGCCAAAUUUCUGAGGAGUGGUACUGAUAAAAUUGGCUUGGAAUCAAGCACAAGAAACUAUCAUGCUGGGCUAACCAGGAUUACAAGAAUUCAUGUGUUUGUAAUGUAGCUGAUAAACUAUGUAGUGCAGUUAUUGAAGUUGUUCACAGCCUACUUACAGAUUUCCUAUUUAGUACUUUUAAAGAAAGGUGGGUAUAAAAGAAAAUUCCUGCAAAGAAUUUUUCCUUCUCAUGCAGGAGAGCUCUAAAAUCUCCAUCUUUUAUAUUUUCUGUUCUUUUCUUCUUAACUUAAACUAGAUUCUUCUAGUCUGUAUCUGAUUAAUGCAAAAUUUUUUAGAUUGUGUUCUUUGUAUUUUGCAGACUUUU
Molecule: messenger RNA, 4500 nt
Organism: Prinia subflava (tawny-flanked prinia)
Lineage: Eukaryota; Metazoa; Chordata; Aves; Passeriformes; Cisticolidae
Exons: 2
Coding region: 429-2786 (785 amino acids)
Biological process (GO): viral process
Source: RefSeq, a predicted model, not a curated record